AUGUUAUCUGCAUCCGUGUUUCUUUGCCAGAUUAUUGUUGCCAUUAAAUCUCUUACUGAGAUAAUUUCAAGAUGGAAGGGCAUAUCUUGGACAAGUCGUGGGGGCAUGGUAGCUAAUCGUAUUGAGGCCAUGUUGGGAUUCUCAAAGUCUUUAUUCAGUCCUCACUUACUUCCUGAGGUUUCACCUUCUGAACCGAUUGAGAAUUAUAUGAUACGAUUUGAAGCAACACGCCCAAUACAAGGUACCAUAAAGCUGAGGAAGGUGGUUAAGCGUUUCUUUGACGAAGCAGUUGUUCCUAUUGCGGAUGAGUGGGGUAGUUGUAUAGGGCUAUUACACCGUGAAGACUGCAACCAGUUGGAUGCUGCAGUUUCAACAAUGAUGAGAAGCCCUCCUCCCAGCGUUACGAGUUCAACAUCUUUUCGUCAUGUAGUUGAUUUAAUUUUAGAGAAGCGAUACCCAAUGGUUAUCAUUGUAAAUUACACAAACUCGUAUGCCACUCCACCGUAUAGCUCUAGAGCAGUUGGAGUUUUUACACCAGAACAGUUAAGUAGGUUUAUCACACCGCUAUCUCCAGUAAAAUUGACAGACCUGUACCAAAGGUAA
Sphenostylis stenocarpa is the source of this 603-nucleotide messenger RNA. The record is from the annotation of a GenBank genome assembly. NCBI's taxonomy places the organism in Eukaryota, Viridiplantae, Streptophyta, Magnoliopsida, Fabales, Fabaceae.